Molecule: messenger RNA, 1131 nt
Organism: Mugil cephalus (flathead mullet)
Lineage: Eukaryota; Metazoa; Chordata; Actinopteri; Mugiliformes; Mugilidae
Product: cystatin-B-like
Exons: 3
Coding region: 618-923 (101 amino acids)
Cellular component (GO): cytosol
Molecular function (GO): cysteine-type endopeptidase inhibitor activity
Source: RefSeq, a predicted model, not a curated record
GUUUGCCAGGUCAAGAACACAAAAGUAUUGCAUCUCAGACAGAAUUUGACCUAGUAUAGUAUAGGGGUCAGGUACAUUUGGAGUUGGAGCGACAAUAGCUGAAUUUACUGCCUGCAAGUCCUGCACAAAAUGCCACUCGGUAGGCUGUCCUUCCGGUCUAACCAUUUUGACAGAAAAAAUAGGUGUUUGACGUGUCUGAGGAUCUCUUCAAUACGAUUUUGUGCCCAUCCUCCGACCAGGGUGGUCUGCGUGUGACUCAUGACAGGUUUGGUUUAUCCCUCAGUGAAUGCUGUCUUAAGCACUCUGUGGGCUAAAAGGUCACAUAAGCAAAUACAGACAGAGAAUAUAUAUAUAUAUAUAUGAGAGAAGUAAAAACAAAAAUGUAAUUUCCCAUCACAAUAUGGACUAAAUCAUAAGGUUUUAAGUUGAAGAAUCAUUCAUGAAGGUUGAGCAACACAACAAUGUAGCUCCACCCGUCAUGUCUUGGAUCCACCCUCCAGUCUGAACCAGGUAGUAACACUGUAUAAAUAUGAUGGAUAACCACUAGACUAUAACCAUUUGAGACGCACAACAGAAGACAGUUGACUUCUCUGUCCACUUCAAAGAGCUUCAUCAGAAUGACUGAGGUUACUUGUGGAGGAUGGUCAGAGACUGAACCAGCCACUGAGGAGAUUCAGAGGAUCUGUGAUGAGGUGAAAGGCCACGUGGAGGAAAAGACAAAGAAGAAGUAUGAUGUAUUCACAGCCCUUCAAUACAGGAGACAAGUCGUGUCAGGAAUGAACUAUCUCAUCAAGAUUAAUUCUGGACCAUCCAGUCACCUUCACAUGAAAGUGUAUGAAGCUCUUCCGUGUGAUGGAGGACAGAAAUCAGUCUCUGGUGUAGAAGAAGGUCACACCAAAGAUGAUCCUCUGGAACCUUUGUAAUGUGAUCACAGCCUGGUACUGAUCACUGUCUCCAGGCCGCUGCCUCAAUCAUGUUGUUAUCCUGAAAUAAUUAAACACAAUAAAGAUCCUUUACAGUAAUGAUGAUACAGGCAGUAAAACAUGUGCAGUCUAUACUAAUAUUCAACCUUUGUUGGAGUGGAAAAAGUGAUUCUGUAAAGGAAUAAUAAAGAAUGAUUCAUGAAAUUUA